Fulmarus glacialis (Northern fulmar) is the source of this 3569-nucleotide messenger RNA. RefSeq names its product myosin binding protein C, slow type (gene MYBPC1). The transcript has 29 exons. The annotation marks the transcript as partial. Gene Ontology annotation, molecular function: protein binding. The record is from RefSeq and is a predicted model, not a curated record. Lineage: Eukaryota; Metazoa; Chordata; Aves; Procellariiformes; Procellariidae.
AGACUGAAACUGAAAGUGCACCACCACCUCCAGAACAAAAAACACCGCAGGAGGGUGGAACUGGAAAGGGUAAAGUAUGGUCUAUUGGAGAAGGAGCUCCAGAAGAGACAGAAAAACGCGAUGACUCCCAAAGAUCCACUUUGUUUGUCGAGAAACCUCAGAGUGGUUCAGUGAGCGUGGGUGGGAAUAUUACAUUUAUAGCCAAAGUAGAAGCCAAAGAUCUUCUCCGAAAGCCAAAUGUUAAGUGGUUUAAAGGAAAAUGGAUGGACCUGGCCAGUAAAGCAGGGAAGCACCUGCAGCUGAAAGAGUCCUUUGAGCGUCACACUAAGAUUCACACAUUUGAGAUGCAUAUCAUUCAAGCUAAGGAAAACUACGCAGGGAACUAUCGCUGUGAAGUAUCUUAUAAGGACAAGUUUGAUAGUUGCUCUUUUGACCUUGAAGUCACUGAAUCUUCCCAAGCUGCUCCAUCCAUUGACAUCAGAUCUGCUUUCAAAAGAAGCGGUGAUGGACAAGACGAUGCAGGAGAACUUGACUUUAGUGGUCUCCUGAAACGUAGGGAGAUUAAACAGCAAGAGGAAGAACCUGAGGUAGAUGUGUGGGAGCUCCUGAAGAAUGCGAAUCCCAGUGAAUAUGAAAAGAUUGCUUUUCAGUAUGGUAUCACUGACUUGAGAGGCAUGUUAAAGCGUCUGAAGCGCAUGCGCAGGGAAGUGAAGAAGAGUGCAGCUUUUGCCAAAGGUCUUGAUCCUGCAUAUCAGGUGGACAAAGGAGGUAAAGUAAGGUUCAUGGUGGAGCUAGCAGAUCCAACAGUGGAACUCAAGUGGUAUAAAAAUGGCCAAGAAAUACGACCAAGUGCAAAAUACAUUUUUGAGCACAAAGGUAACCAGCGAAUUUUAUUCAUCAAUAACUGUACGAUGACAGACGAUGCUCGCUAUUACGUAACAGCUGGUGAUGAGAAAUGCUCCACAGAACUGUUUGUGAGAGAUCCUCCAAUUUUGGUGACCAAAGCCCUGGAGGAUACCAGUACCUAUGUUGGUGAACGAGUGGAACUGAGCUGUGAAGUGUCUGAGGAUGAUGCAAAUGUGAAAUGGUUUAAAAACGGUGUAGAACUUACCAAUGAACCUAAAUCUCGGUAUCGAAUCAAGGUUGAGGGUAAAAAGCACACUUUGAUCAUAGAGGAAGCUGCAAAAAAUGACAAUGCAACUUACUCAGUAAUGACAACUGGAGGCCAAUCAGAAGCUAAGCUUUCUGUUGAUUUGAGACCACUGAAGAUAUCACUUGCACUAGAAGACCAGACGGUGAGGCUUGGACAGGAAAUCCACCUGAAGUGUGAGAUAUCUGAGAACGUGCAAGGGAAAUGGUACAAAAAUGGGCAACUGGUCGAAGCUAGUGACCGUGUAAAGCUUUAUCACAAAGGAAGAAUCCACAGAUUUGUUAUAGCAAGCGCUGCUGUUGAUGAUGAGGGUGAAUACAUGUUUGUACCAGAUGCCUAUAAUAUUAAUAUUCCAUGCAAAGUACAUGUUGUGGAUCCUCCUAAACUCCACCUGGAUGGUCUUGGGGAAGACAACACUGUGACAGUAGUGGCAGGAAGCAAACUUCGACUUGAGAUCCCCAUCACUGGUGAACCAACUCCAAAAGUCAUGUGGAGUAAAGGGGACAAGUAUAUCACAGACAGUGGAAGAAUACGGGCAGAAACAUACCCAGACAGCAGCUGUCUGGUCAUUGAUACAGCUGAGAGGGAAGAUUCAGGUCCGUUCAGAAUAACGUUAAAGAAUGAGGCUGGAGAGGACACAGCUCUAAUCAACAUUAAAGUGGUUGAUGUCCCUGAUCCUCCUCAGGCACCAAAUGUGACUGAGGUGGGUGAAGACUGGUGUGUUAUGACCUGGGAACCUCCAGCAAAUGAUGGUGGAUCACCCAUCUUAGGAUAUUUCAUUGAAAGGAAAAAGAAACAAAGCUCCAGGUGGAUGAGGCUGAAUUUUGAACUGUGUAAAGAAACAACUUUUGAGCCAAAGAAGAUGAUUGAAGGUGUUGCUUAUGAGGUCCGUGUAUUUGCUGUUAAUGCAAUAGGCAUUUCCAAACCAAGUAUGCCUUCAAAGUCCUUUAUUCCUUUAGCUGUUACCAGUCCACCAACCCUCCUGGCAGUGGAUGGAGUGACUGAUACCUCAGUUACAAUGAAAUGGAGGCCACCAGACCACAUUGGAGCUGCAGGGUUAGACGGCUAUGUUGUAGAGUACUGCUUUGAAGGAAGUAAGUGCUCUCACUUUAAGGCAGAGUCUAAACAGUCAGAAAACCUCAAGCACCAGGGUUUUGUUCAGGCUUCCUUUGAUGGAUUCUCACAAGGUAUAUCGACAGAUGUGUCUGAGGAUUUGGUGGAGCCACCUUCUAACCUGGAAGCUGAUAAAUGGAUCGUGGCUAACCCGGAGCUGACAGACAAAACGAAGUUUACUAUCAAUGGCCUGCCGACUGGCGCGAAAAUCCUUGUGAGAGUAAAAGCUGUGAAUGCUGCUGGUGAGAGUGAGCCCAGGUACCACCCACAGCCUAUUUUAGUCAAGGAAGUGAUAGAACCUCCAAAGAUUCGUCUACCAAGACACUUAAAACAAACCUAUACUCGAAGAGUUGGAGAAACUGUGAAUCUCGUUAUUCCUUUCCAGGGAAGACCAAGGGCAAAAGUAUCAUGGCAGAAAAAUGGUUCUCCUAUCGACAAGAACCAAAUCAACAUCCGCAACACUGAAAAUGACACUAUCAUCUUCAUCCGAAAGGCAGAAAGGAGCCACUCUGGAGAAUAUGACAUGAAAGUGGAAGUAGAGAACUUGGAGGACAAAGCUACGAUAGAUAUUCAGAUUGUUGAUCGCCCAGGCCCACCAGAGGUGGUAACUAUUGAGGACGUCUGGGGAGAGAAUGUAAAUUUAUCGUGGAAGCCACCAAAAGACGAUGGCAAUGCUGCCAUUACUGGGUACACUAUUCAAAAAGCAGAUAAGAAGAGUAUGGAAUGGUUCACAGUAGCUGAGCACUACCACCGCACCAGUGCCACCAUUAACGAGCUCGUCAUAGGAAAUGAGUACUACUUCCGGAUCUUCGCUGAAAACAUGUGCGGCCUCAGUGAGGAUGCAACGAUGACCAAAGAAAGCGCUUUGAUUGCAAAGGAUGGUAAAGUCUACAAAUACCCAGUUUACGACGAUUUUGACUUCAGUGAACGGCCGUUGUUUACUCAGCCUCUAGUCAACACAUUUGCUGUAGCUGGUUACAACGCUACUUUGAACUGCAGUGUUCGGGGCAACCCCAAGCCCAAAAUAACCUGGUUGAAAAACAAAGUCAUUAUAAUGAAUGACCCAAGGUACCGAAUGUUCGGCAACCAAGGUGUCUGCACCUUGGAGAUCCGCAAACCCAGUCCCUAUGAUGGAGGUACUUACACCUGCCGAGCAGUCAAUGAACUUGGAGAGGCAGAAGUUGAUUGCAAACUGGAAGUAAAAGGUGGGCUUUCGUUCUUCAGACUAUUGAUGGAUGGAGUGCCUCCGCAUAUCAUUGAUUCAUAUAUGCGUGAAGUACUGGCAGACAAAACUGAGGGGAAGUGA